UGCCAUUCCUGAAGUGCAAACUGUACGAGAAGCCGCGUUCUCGCGUUCUGCAGAAUCUAGCUCACAGACAGGGCUUGAGACAUGCCAUCAAUACGAAUAAAAAGAGCGUUUUCGUGGGCCAAUGGAAGGACAGCAAGAAGGAAAGUACGUUGCUUAUGGUUAUGAUGUUAUUUGGAUUGUUGAUGGUGCAUUUUAGGUUUGGGUAGUAUGCAGAUGAAGAGCAAAAAGUACUACGAGGGUAAUUGGUCAGGAAAUUAUCCGAACGGAUUCGGCAUAGCCGCGGCUAAGGACGUCGAAAAUGUGCUUGUUUUGGAGUACAGGGGAAAUUGGGAGGACGGAUUUUACAAUGGGUACGGGGAGAGGCAUUAUCCGGAUCACAGUUAUUACAAGGGGUACUUCCGGUGCAACAAGCGACACGGAUAUGGACAGUAUUGGAUGGCCGAUGGAGCCUUCUACGACGGAGAUUGGGCCAACGAUGUGAAGCACGGGUUAGGUAUGUACGUGUAUCCGGAUGGUAACAGGUACGAGGGUGGCUGGAAGAACGACCUCAAGCAUGGACGAGGACGGUACUUUCAUCUGCACGUCGGAGAAAUGCAGGAAGGAGUCUGGGUCAAGGAUAUCUGCGUUACCAGUCAUUUGGUCUACAUUCCCUACUACGAGAUCUGCUGUUGCCCAGGAGAAUACCUCAUGCAACUGUUGGAGUUGAAGGAUCCGGAUAUGGUGUGCAAGAUGGCCGAGGAUAGAGCAUUGGGGGAGGACAGCGAAGAUAAUCUUCAAGAAUCGCUGGACUCCAGCGAGAAAUCAUUGAACACUCUAUAAGAAAAUCCCUCCAAAUUUCAUUUAUUUUCUCACGAUCAAAUCGACGUACAAUACAAAAAAAUC
This is a messenger RNA of Nicrophorus vespilloides, 882 nucleotides long. Its product is annotated as MORN repeat-containing protein 3-like. The transcript has 2 exons. Lineage: Eukaryota; Metazoa; Arthropoda; Insecta; Coleoptera; Silphidae. The record is from RefSeq and is a predicted model, not a curated record. The coding region runs from base 208 to 819 and encodes 203 amino acids.